Drosophila sechellia is the source of this 859-nucleotide messenger RNA. RefSeq names its product RNA and export factor binding protein 2 (gene Ref2). Gene Ontology annotation, biological process: mRNA export from nucleus. Bases 39 to 662 code for a protein of 207 amino acids. NCBI's taxonomy places the organism in Eukaryota, Metazoa, Arthropoda, Insecta, Diptera, Drosophilidae. The record is from RefSeq and is a predicted model, not a curated record. Gene Ontology annotation, cellular component: nucleus. The transcript is spliced from 2 exons. Gene Ontology annotation, molecular function: mRNA binding.
UAACGAUUUGAUCACUCAACAAAAUAUAGGAUUCCUGCAUGUCUGAUAAGAUGAAUAUGAGUCUUGACGACAUCAUCAUGAUGCAAUCUAAGAAAAACAAGUUUAUUAAUACCAAAAAUGGACGAGUUCAAGGAGGAUCGAUCAGGAAGCCAAAAUCAGGAGGUGGACUAAGAGGAAUUCAAAGUUCCCGCAACGGAACUGGAUUCAUUCAGAAGAGCAAAUUCAAACAGGAACACGCAUUGAAGCCGCCCAGCAAACCGACUUUUGUCAUGGUUUGCAAUUUGGAUUACGGCGUGGAUGAUGACGACAUCAUGGAGCUGUUCAAUCAAGACGGCCUGGUGGAGAAGGCUUUGGUCCACUAUGAUCGCAAUGGUAACUCAUUGGGCACCGCUCAAUUGUCGUUCAAAUUUCGCGAAGAUGCCUUCCAGAUCAUCAGGCAGUUCCACGGAGUCCGUUUGGACGGACGCCGAUUGAAAUUACAUCUCGUACGAAAUACACGCAAUUUCCGACGUCCUGAGAUCGAGGAUCUUUCCUCGCAGAUUGGUUCUUUCCAGACUCGUUCCAUGCGGAAUGGCUCUCAGAAGUCUCGUUCUUAUCGCAAGGGUUCCUUCCAUCCGCGGCCUUUCAAGAAAAAUAAGUCUCGAGCUUUCCAGCCUUUUUAGCGAAAUUGAUUCUUUGCCCAUCUACAGCCUCAAAUCAGAUCAGAAUUUUAUGCCGAAAACCAAUGGAGGGACGUUUCGGAUCGCAAAUAGAGCAUAAUAUACACAUCAUUUAACAUAAAUACACAUAUGAAAUAUGAAUCUUGGUAAAAGGGAAUAACAUUGUUCAAAUAAAAAUACAUGUACUUGUAUGAAGCGAA